This is a messenger RNA of Patiria miniata (bat star), 2873 nucleotides long. RefSeq lists its product as uncharacterized. The transcript is spliced from 4 exons. Lineage: Eukaryota; Metazoa; Echinodermata; Asteroidea; Valvatida; Asterinidae. Bases 737 to 1501 code for a protein of 254 amino acids. The record is from RefSeq and is a predicted model, not a curated record.
CCCGCGCACUAUUUUUAUUCAACCCCUUUACACGCUCGCCCGAGUUCUAUUAUCCCGCUUGUUAUCGUUUCUUGUUUACUUUAGGCUUGCCUAUUGACAAACCUUGGCAAACCUUGUGCCCGGAUCGACUGCUGCACCAUAAUACUGUAUACACUUACAACAGUUGCCUAAAAUAUGCACAAGCGCUCUACCGAUCAAAAAUGGCGUCGUCGAAUAGAUAAGGAGUCUAUGGUAACUGAAAUAAUAGCUGCCGUUCGGCUUUAUGCUCCAAAACUGAAGGAACGACUCUUAAGAGAAGUGGUAAGAAUACACAGCAAAUCUAAACAGCCAUUGCCAUUUGCAGCUCGGAAUUGUGUGCUUGGAGUUACAACAUCUCUACGGAUUACUGGCUGUGACCUAGUUAAUAGCAGAGAUCGGAUGAGCUUUAAUCCACGGAUCACCGGGGGAUUAGCAAAAGGACCUUCAAAUCCAACUUUCCAACAAAAGACUUCGUAUGACCGGAUCUUUUGCACCGGUAUAAUAUAGCAUUAAAAAGUAUUGUGGGCUGGUUUUAAAAACCAAGGUCUGCUCACCAUCUUACGUACAUAGUGUCUAGUAUUCAGUACUAGUAGAACAUGGAAUCUUAGAACAGGAACCUCUACCCGUCUUCCUAGACUGAAACAGGCUGACAUUUAUCCUGGGCACGAGUUAAUGAGCUUAAACCGUUAAAAUGAUUUCGGUUGCAAAACACUGAAAGAUGAGCGAAGCUCCGGGAUCUCCACUUAGUCUGAAACAAUCAGGCCCCUGGAACAGCAUGAGCCUAUCUCGCCUUACAUUCGCCGGUAAGGACCAAGGCAUCACAAAGUCCCUAGCUGCCCUGGGGAUUCUUAGUCUCCUCUCCAUGCUCCUAGGUGGCCUGUCCGUUCUUCUCAUCAUCCAGCUCAGCAUCAGGCAAGAUAACCCACCGACGACCGAGGCAGCGUCUAAGCGGAUCGGAGGAGUGAUUUGGACGGAGAGGUUUCUGGAGUCUAGCGUGGUGCUUGCCUGCCUGUGUGCCAUGCUGUGCUUCGGUAGUCUUGUUUCGUGUACCGCUCAGUGCUACUUCGCUGCUAAGAUGCUGAAACUGCCACAGGGAGAAGAGAGAGCCCAUCGGUUUCUGGGAGAUACAUCGGGGACAAGAUUUCUCGCUGUCAGCUCGUUCUUCACCGCAAUACCAGUAUUCAUUGCAGCUUUGACUUUAUACGUCAUUCACGAGUUUAGUCUGGUGCCUGCCGCUCUGUCAACGUCUUUCCUCGGCCUCGGCCUCAUCUUCAUGUUUACCACCUUUGGUCGCAGCGUCUGGCUGUGGAGGAGGGAACACGACCUCAUCAUUCGCGGCGUGGGUGUCUUCGAAUACAACGGCACGUCAGCCAUCAGCAGCCUCGACGGGAGGGCGCCCUUUACCUUCACCAAUAACGUCAGCACGGAGGCAGAGGCGACUCGAAACCAGUCUACCGAUAAUAACUUAUCAACUUUGGUGUAAACACGAUCGGUGACUGAUGAACAGUGAAGCGAAAUAAUUACUUUGAAAUAUCGAGAGAAUGUAGUGACGUUUGCUGUAAACUGAUGAUGUAUCUCCAUGGUAACGCCUUGCAGGUGAAUCGCCCUGCGCCAUGCGAAGUCUGCUUAUCAUCGAGAUUUUAUGACCGAAAACUGGUUGUCACGUUUACUGAACGUUUUUAUCUGCUUGGCUUCACACAUGUAGUAUCGUUUUAUUAGCUGCCAUUCCUGUGAACUGUUGUGGGGCACUUUAGGCUAAUUGUCAUUUUGAUGAAAUAUUCAUGAUUACAAUUCUCCACAGGAUAUCCCUACAGGCACGCAUUUCAGUCUUGUAUAUCGUCAUCAAAGCCCAUAACUGUUUAAGAGGUUCUGUUGUGUCUAUAGAAGUACAAAGUAACCGAGCAGUAGAUGUAAAACACUUCGGACGAGAUAGCUCGCUAUCGGCAUUGGUUGAGUUCCGAAGAAAGAGUUUUUAGAGGAAUUCCAACAUAAUGUGGAAAUAUUAAACACGAGAAGUUGAAAUGUCCAGAUGUAAACAAUUCAAAAAGACAGUAGCAUGUGUAGCUAAGGUGAUCUAUACCACGUUUGUGGGAAAGGUUCUUUCGUUCAAACUCAACGAACAACCUGGCCGCGAAUAAAACAUUAAGGGAAAUAAAUAUGUACUUGGCCUGUUUUAAACGAGUACAUUUAAAGCCGGUUAGGGGCUGGACCGGCUAAUGACCUGACCCGAAGGCUGUCAUACCGCUUCGCCCAACAUUGAAUCGGUUUCAAGUUUAUUUAAAGCCAAACGUGUAUGUAAAUACAGAGGAAAAAGACUAACGAACUCACCCAACAUAGUUAUUAAUUUAACUAUCGAAUGAGAUAUACAUUGUAAGUGAAUUUGCUUUUAUCUUGCAUCGUUCAGUAACUAAAGUUCCAAUCAAAGAGCAUUGUAUUUGCUGGUGAUACGGUAAAUCAUCCCUGAACAUGACGGCGAGGAAUUACGUCAUAUUUUGCUGUAUAUUUCCAAUAGCACUGGUAAAUGUUACAGGUUCAUUAUCACCUACUUAUCAGCGACAUCAAAGUUGUGUUUUAUAAAUGUUACCCAAGUUCAUCUGUACAUUAACAAAUGGGGUUUAUUUUAAGAAUUGUGUUGAUACUGUGAAUACCACUCGGUGAAUGUUCUUUGUUAAAUACUGCCCUCGUAGCGUCCAGUGUUUUGGGAUGAAGACGUAAUACGUACACAAAUCGGUCAGGCCCGUUUGACUAAAUAGUUAUUACCGUCAAAAUAUCUCAAGAUAUUAAGGACAGAACUUUUAUCACAAUGUAUCGAAAUUGAAAAAGGUGUUUUCUCGAAAUAAAUGCCGUCAACAUUU